This is a messenger RNA of Aplysia californica (California sea hare), 11012 nucleotides long. RefSeq names its product protein O-linked-mannose beta-1,2-N-acetylglucosaminyltransferase 1. Gene Ontology annotation, cellular component: Golgi membrane. Gene Ontology annotation, molecular function: beta-1,3-galactosyl-O-glycosyl-glycoprotein beta-1,3-N-acetylglucosaminyltransferase activity. Gene Ontology annotation, biological process: protein O-linked glycosylation via N-acetylgalactosamine. NCBI's taxonomy places the organism in Eukaryota, Metazoa, Mollusca, Gastropoda, Aplysiida, Aplysiidae. The record is from RefSeq and is a predicted model, not a curated record.
GAAACCAUUGAAGAAAAUGGGUUCACUGUCACAACAGGCACACCCUCAUCGUUAAGACUUCCCCCGUAAGCUACAGCUGUGCACUGAUAACUUUUCAAUAAUUGAUCCACGUAUUGGCAGCAGCAGUUAUCAGCAACAGAGUAGUGCUCGUGUGUGGUUCCAGAUGCGGUGACAAUGGGCUGGGCUAUUGGUCGUUCUGCUGAUCACGGCGGCCAUCAACCUCCUGUAUAUUUUCGACACCAGCAAGAAGCUCUCAGACAAGGAUGCUGACAACAAUGUGGUCCAGAUGGAGGCUGAGGAGGGCGCUGUGAGCAAAGUCCAGCCGGGUCAGCAGCUGGCGCGGGUCAUUUCCAUCGAUGUAGUUUCCAGCCGUGAGAGUGUGUUUGUGGCCGUGGAUGGAACCACGUGUUAUGGCCAAGCGUGUGUUUGACACCUACAGUCAACAAGAGGACGAUGCCAUGGUGCUAUUUUUAAACAUGGUCUCAGAUGGACGUAUCCUUGUUUUUGCCAUCAAGGAUGAAGGGACGUUCCAGCUGAAAGGGCCGGCUAGGGAGUUCCUCAAGUCUCUGGGCAGUGUGGAGGUGACGGGUCUGGGCUACCGGGACAUGUGGGCCUUUGUGGCGGUCAAAGGUGGACAAAAGCUUGGGGAGGGCCACAGCAAGGCUCCUAACCUCAGCGCAUGGGGUGAGAAGGUGGAGGUCAAAGUUGAACUGCCACUCUCAGCUGCAGGAGAGGGUGAGUGCUCUUGGCCUGACAGUGAUGAGGCGAGGAGACGGAAAGCUUUCUGCAGCAAAGUGGAGGGCUAUGGCAGUGUUUGUAAGUGUGAUGGCCCGGCACCCAUCAGCUUUUCACCUCAGAAGCUUGUGAACAGUCAAAUUUUGGGCAUUCCAGUAGCUGUCAUUGCCAGUGACAGACCACACUACCUGUACAGAAUGUUGCAAACUCUUUUGUCCAUACCUGGUGCAGAUCCUAAGAUGGUCACAGUCUUUAUAGACGGCUAUUUUGAGGAGCCCUAUGCCGUGACCAGGCUGUUUGGUCUCCGAGGUAUACAGCACACACCUUUAGGUCUGAGGAAUGCCCGUAUAUCUCAGCACUACAAGGCCAGCAUGACUGCCACCUUUAACCUAUACCCAAAUGCUCAGUACGCCAUUGUGAUUGAGGAGGACCUCACAGUUUCUCCUGAUUUUUUCAAUUAUUUCAGUCAGACUAAGCACCUGUUGGAGCAGGACAACAGCUUAUAUUGCAUAUCUGCAUGGAAUGAUCAGGGCUAUGAGCACACAAGCAAAGACCCGACUCUGCUUUACCGUGUGGAGACCAUGCCGGGUCUUGGGUGGCUUCUCAAGCGGUCACUCUACAAGGAAGAGCUGGAGCCCAUGUGGCCUACACCAGAAAAGCAAUGGGACUGGGACAUGUGGAUGAGAAGUGGAGCGAUCCGUAAGAAUCGUGAAUGUGUCAUCCCUGACAUCAGUCGCACCUACCAUUUUGGCUCCAAGGGGCUCAACAUGAACCCGUAUUUCCAAGAAGUUUACUUCAAGAAACAUUCCUUGCAGGCGGAGGGUAACGUGAAGCUGAAAGAUGUGGACAGAAUGAAGAAAGAUGAGUACGAGAAGGUUGUUGCAGAGCUGAUAUCCCAAGCCCAACCUGUGGAUCACUCUGUGUCUCCAUGUGACCCCAACUUCAUCUCGGAUAACUUACCACCGAAUUCGAUGUUGUCCGUGUAUAUCUCCAUGGCAACACCAACUGACUUCAAUGUGUGGAAAACAGUGGCCAAAUGUCUGCACAUCUGGGACUUGGACGUUCGAGGUUUUCACAAGAGCAUGUGGCGCCUUUUCCUCAAAGGUCACCCAGUGCUUAUAAUCGGCAGUCCCGCAUCGCCGUACUCUGAUUCUAAACCGGCUGGGAUUGUGCCAAUUACUGCUGUAAAAGAAGCAGGAAAAGAGAAAAAGAGAUAGCAUACAAAGUAAUGUUGUUGAUCAAAUAUUUAUUUGUUGCAAUGUCUUCUGAGCUUGUUACUUCUGUAAAGUGAAGUCUGUAAUGUUGAAAAAGAUGAAUAUUUUGAUCACAUGUGGAAUCUUAUGCAACUUGACAAUGGGUCAAACGACAUGAGUCGAAAGGACUGCUGGUUUGACAACAAAAACAUUAGGGUGGAAAGUGUGAAAUUAAUUUUUUUAUUGCAGAGGAAAAUCGUGGUUAGAUGAUAAACAAAAGGCCUAAACAAACAAAUCCAGCUGUUUCAGGCUGGUGACUCUAAGCAGAUUUUGUGACUGUUUCUAAAUCAUAUGACUUGUUGAAAGUUUGUAUUUUAAUAGCGUAGUGAUAUUCAGCAUUUCAGGACUUUCACUCACUCAAGAAUAUUUCAGUGAAUGAUAAUUUCAUCUGUUUCUUGUAAAAGGAUUUAUUAUAUGUUUUAAAGGUACCUCAGAAGAGUAACAUUGCUGCAGAGUAUUUUUCCCCUGAAGCUAGGAGAGAGAGAAGUAAAAGAGAAAGACAUGAAGAGAUUGAAGGAGAGAGAGAGAGUGAAAGGGAGAGAAAGAGGGUGAAAGAGAGAAUGAAAGACAGAGAGAAAGGAGAGGAGGAGUGAGAAAGUAUGAGGUCAAGUAAACUUUUUGCGCUGCGGUGAUUGUUGAUACGAUAAAAGUUUUGGAGUGGGUUUUUUUCAUGUGUUGAUCAGUUAUAUAUGUGGAAAAAAUCUUGUGAGCAGUAAAUUUUGCUAAAAGAGAGGCCACUAUUAGAAAAACCUUUUUGAACUUAUUUUCAGAGGGUAUUUUCAGAUUUUUCUACUCUCAGAAAUCACCCCUUCAGCUUUAUGGCGUGACGUUGUGCCCUUUUGAGAGUAAUCGCUACCUCAUAGUCUCAUGCUGUGUGUAGCCCUAGGAAGUUGAAAAUAAUAGCGACUUGAUUCUAGAAGCUGAUAGUCUGCAUGUGGAAAGAAACCAAAUUUUACAGUUGAGUUAUACUGCUGUUUUCUCCCCCUCAUGCUUAACGUUAUGUUUUCUGAUUACCAGUAACAGAGACAGUGCAAAAUCAAUAACCUUUUUUUUUUCCAGAAGCAGGAACAAAAAUAGUAGCUUUUUUUCCUGCCCCCCCUGCGAAAAAUGAUUGUGUUGCUCAUAGAUUUCUUGAACUUGGUCAUCGAAAUGUUUCUCAGGUUUCAUAAUGGUUGUGUGCUGAAAGUUGUUUGCUAAAGGCCGGUGAAUAACACAACUUAAAGUUAUGGUCUUGACAUUUAUAUAUUUAAAUGCAACGACUCACUAAACUAUUGGUGCUGAAUGGAUGUUGAUUUGGAGAAAGAAAAAUGAUUGUUUGUAUGAAAAUGACUUAAUGUUGCUUGUACUGCAUGCUUUAAAUGUUUUCCUUUUUGUUUAUUAGAAGGUAAGCCUGGCUUAACCACAAACUGUUAAUUCCACUGUUAAUGUAACCAAAUCAGGAGUGAUUUGAUUGGCUGAAAAUCAUAAUUUUGUAUUCCCAGCUCCCACUCACAACAUUACUUUCCUAUAGUGGCUAAAAGAAUGUGUUCCUUUACAGUUAAGAGAUUUGUCUGAAUCCUGUUCUCUAAGUGGAUCCAUAUCUCUUAAGCCAAGCAGCAAGUACUGUCACUUUGAAACACAUGGUUGUAUAAAUACAGAAUUUUAACCAUAUGAGCCCAGCAUCAGGGCAUGAACCUUCAGUGCACGUGCAGCUGAUAUCACCAGGGACAACUGCCAGAUUUACAUCAGCACAUGUGUAAUGUUUAUCUUUUCAUUUGAAUUUGAUCUAUUAUUUUGUUUUUUCACUGGAAAGGUCAUUAUCUUAUUCUUAGCACCCAUGGGGUUUCACACUGACACUGAUUGCUGCAAAUAGUUUCUGAACAAUUUUUGUGAUGUUACUCCUUUUCCUAAAUAAUAAACAUGGCUCGUCCUGUGGACUUGCUGCGAAUCAUCAAAACCGAAUCUCCAUUGAUGGAAAUCCUCAACGUUUUGUUGAAAAUAUGUUUUCUUUCUCCCAGAUGUUUGAAUUUGUGCAUGAUUAUUAUCUAUGUUUGUUUAGUGAAAGUCAUUUUCUUGCUUUUGCUGUCUUCCUGGUUCAGUUUUCAUUUUGUGGUUUUGUUUGGUUGUCCUUUUGACUUAGGACAAACUCAAUCAUAUUCUUCUAUUUUUAGUAUAAUUGUAGCUUAGACAGGACUGUUGUGUUUGGAUGAAAGCGCAUGAGUUUAGGUAUAAAUGCAGAUCAUUAGUUUGCAUAGAUGUCGAGAGAAAAUGCCACCUACUGACACAAAAGUUUUGUGCAAUAAUGAAAACACUUUUAAGUAUCUGAGUGUAGAAGAGAUGUAUAUAUAAUGUAGUAACUACUUUUCUGGCUUUUCUUAAAGUGAUAUAAGCGGAUAACUGCAUUUUUAUAUGUUAUUGCAGUGACAAAUUUGUGCUAUUGCACUUUUCGGUUGUUUUUUUUCCUAUUGCUACUGACAGUAUGUGAGAUUCAAAAGGGAAAGUGGUUGGAGGGAGUCACUAGUACCUUGCACAUCUAUUGUUUGGGCCUGCUAUAUCAAUUUGUCUAUCUUGCUUUUUUCCUGCACUUAAUGACUAAUUUGCCUUAAUGUGCUCCACCUUACUCAAACUAAAAUUGAAACAAAAAAUCAUUGCUGUUUCAUACUACAAAUCCUUUACAUUUUAUCUAUGAGGCUUGUCUUUCUGUCUGAUUCAUUGGGCUUAUUUCUCCAUCAGUAAAUAUGUCUUUUGCCCAGAUGAGUUUGUAUAUAAUGAAUUAAAGCUCCUUACCACUCUUAUUUCACUUUUGCUUGAGUUGCAAUGUGGAUAAUCGAUGUUAUUUUUUAUUUUUACUGCAAACGCUUCUACUCUCUAGGGCAGGAUGUUUGACUAGUUACACCCAAAGGUAACAAGUUUCAGUCAGUUAGGUAUUGCUGAUGUUUUUAGAAAAAGUUUACUUUAAACAAAAUUUUCAUGGGGGUCUUUUUAUUUGUAUUCUUCUUCUUUUAUUUGGUCCCUAAAUUGGUAUCUUCUUACCAUGUUUUUGAGUCUUCAAUUUACUUUAAGGGAAGACGAGAGGGGACAGAAUCGACUGUAAAUCUCUUUGAUUUGUUUAUUUGCUGCUUCUCCGUUACCAUUCGAGAUAGAUGAUAAAAGUGUAGAAAUAAGAAUGGUGUGAACUAAUGUGUGUGUGUGUCAAAAGCUGAUCAUUCCAUUUUCUAUUGACACAUAAAUUGUUUGUUGUCUAUGGUUAUAUGAUUUUGGCCUUGACCACAAAGCUUCCAUCUACAACAGUACUGUAUCGUAGAUGGAAGGUUGUGGCCAUAGGCCUUAAACAAAUGUUUGCUCUUUCCGGUCAUGAGAAUGCGAUAAUACUGCUGUACUGUGUUGGCUGUUGGGGUUUAUUAAGAACAAUGUUAUGUCUUUCCACUACAGGGGAUGAUGUGGAGAGGUUAAGAGUAGGAGAUGUUAGCCAGGAAAUUUUGCUUGUACAUGGAUUUUUUUUUUCUUUCAAAUCAUGGUUCUAUCAUGCCAGCUAGCUAUUCAUAACUGAAUUGGACAAAGCUUGUCUGUAUUCAGAAUAUAACUUUUCUUUCUUUUUUUUUUAAAAGAGGAAAUCACUGAACCGUGUCAAUAGUAAGUGGUACCUGUACACUGAACCCUAAUCCUUUUUCUGUGUUUUUCUGAGACAUAAAGGGGUAAUUUGCUGUGUACGAUUGCAUGUUGAUCUCCAGACAGCAACUCUAUAUGUUGGUCUCUAUAUCAACGUGGCUGCACCCGUUCUUCUUGAUGCUGUAAGCUAAUUUUUUUUGUCUUUCAAAUAGAUCUGCUUUGAAGAAGGGUGUUUAGUGGGUUGGGUUGUUCUGUCAUUGCACUAGUCAUUUGUACAGGGUAGGUGUUGUUGGAAAUGCUUUGAGGCGUGGUUCAGUGUAUACAAACGUUCGAGAGUUUCUGUUUAGGAGUGUUCUUAUGUCAUAAUAUAUUCUUGUACUGCCAGUUGUUGUAAUCCUGAGCAGUAUACUGAAGGUGUUACCAAAAUGUAAUUGCUCCUGAAUUUUUCAAAUAAUUGCAGAUGGAAGGAAUUACAUUUUUUAAAAGCAAUUUUAAAGUUUCCAUCAGUGUUCAUCUUCAAAAUGUCAGCCAUGUCAUGUGGUUCUUAUAGUUGAUAAAAAUGGCUGACUCAUCAAGAACUUUGUAGUUUGGAUAUUUUCGUACCUUCAGAUUAAAUUGUGAUGGAUUUUUUCUACUUUAUUUUCCAUGUGUGAGAGCGAUGCCUUUGACAGCCCUUAGACUUACAGUUACAGAAAUAUUUUGAUAUUGUUCUUUCAUGAACUCUGUGUACCACCAGAACAUGAUAGUCUAACUUACUCACGAGGUGUCUUACCUUUCUCUUUAAAGUUUUGUUUUAUUUAUUUAUGGCAAUCAUUCGUCUUGUGUCAUGAAAACACAACAACUGCUUCCAGGUUUUGAACAGAUCUUAAAAUUGCUAAGGAUGCAAAGAUGCUUAUUAACCACCUCAAACUGUGCUAGAUGUUAAAUCCAGCUUCCUUUCUGCUUUCAUUUUUUUGUAAACCAUGUUUCAUCUUGUGAUGUCCUCCUUACUGCUGUUAACUGAAGUCUUUACUAGUACCUCAAAGCUUUUCAUCGCUAUGUUCAGAGCGAUUGAGAAGCUUUUAGGUGAACCAUGCUUUUUGACUUCCAUUAUUGUAUGAGUCACUUUUCUGUCUUCAUGAAAUACAGAAUCUGGCCAAGCUGAAAUGACUGGAACAAUUGGUAUGGUUGGGUAAUCGGCAUUUCAUGGAGCAAGAAAAGCAAAUUGCAGUGCAAAAUAUAUUUUUCUCCAUCUGUUCAGCUGUUGUCGGUCCAGGUAUAUAUCUGUUGUCGUGAUACACUCCAUUAACAGGAAAUAAAGAUACAGCAAAGCUAUGAUAUAAUGUACCCACUUCCAACCAGAAAGUGUGUGUGUGUGUGUGUGUGUGUGUUGCGUGCGUGCGUGCGUGCGUGCGUGUGUUGCUAAGUAUGCUGCUGCAGUGGUGAGUCACUAAAUUAUGCUAGGGCUUGAUACCUGGAAAGAAUUUGUGUGUGUGUGUGUGUGUGUUUGUGUGUGUGUGCAUGUGCGUGCGUGCCUGCAUGCGAGUUGCUAAUGUAUGCUGCUACAGUCUAGUGGUGAGUUACUAAAUUAUGCUGGGACUUGAAACCUGGAAAGAAUUUGUCUCCAAAUGAAGGCUAUGUCUGGAGUGAGUACUAUUAAGCAUUUACUAUAUGUUGUACAUAUAUAUAUAUAUGAACACUCACUUUUUUUAUCCAUAUAUUAAAUCACAAAAUAUAUAUAUAUAUAAAUAUGUUGCUCAGCUCAUAUCAUGUAGGGGCCUAAAGUUCUAAACCAGAGAAUCCUCAUUGAGUGAUACACAGGCAGACUUUAAAAAACUAUGACCAGCACUCUGUUUGAUGAAAUGAAUUUUAAAAAUUCCUCUCUGUUUUAUUGUCUCUCAGCUUCGACUCCUUUGGUUUGUGGAUUUCGGUCUCAAAAUGCUUGUUACUGGUUGUGGUUGUUGAAGACUAAAUUUAUAUUCCUUUAUGUAUGGUUUAACUGGUUUUGAGACACCCUGUACCCUAUUUAUGUACAUUUGGAAUGUACUUUGUACUCACCUCAUCAGUCAUUAUUCAUUUGCAUAAUCUGUGUAUUCAGUCGUUGUUUGAAAAUUAAGAACUGUUUUUUGCACCCAAUUUUGAUUAUUAUUUCCUAUUGUCAAAACAUCUUACAAGCGUUAUAGUAGUUUUACUAUGUGCUAUUUUUGUGCCAGUUUUAUUCGUCUGUUGAAUUCAGAAAACACUUCUCUUGUUUCCACAAUCAUUCAUAUUGGCAGGCACUUAAGCACAUAUGCUCACAUACCCACACGUACACAUGGAUGCACUUACACGCACACAUACAAAUAUAUAACCAUACUGUUAUGCCAAAUUUACUUAUGAUUCUCUGACAUAAUUUCCUUUCUACGCUUUUUAAGGCAAAUGAGAUAUAGGCUUAUAUGUAUAUAUAUAUAUAUAUAUAGGGAUGAGUCGUAUUAACUUUCCUUUCUAUCUUUUAAUUUUAAUCAUCCGGAAAGGAUAAUAUUAAUUAAAUUCACUUUGAUAAUCACAAACAUGUAUGGCAUAUGUGUUUUUGUUAGUAGAACUUGCCGAGGUAAAAAUCUCUCAGACUUUCUCAUAAUAAACUGCUAUGUUGUUGACCAAUUUGUGGAAAAAUUUUAUCCAACACUGAAGAGGAUUAAAAACUCACUCCCUUCUGAAAAUUCAACCUGUUUAUAACAAAACUUUCUGUUACCAUGAAGGCUCAGAGAUACGAAUUAUGCAGCUCUGAAUUUGAAAUAAAAAUCUCUUAAAAUUGAUCCUUUGAAAGAUAAAAUCGUUUGCUCUGGGAAUUAAGAUGAUGAAGAACGGACUGCAUUGGUUGGCAUUAAUUUAAAGUGUGACUCCUGUGACAUGAGUAAGAAAGGCAGAGGUUUCUUACUCAGAUUAAAUCCAAACCUCGCUCUAGCUUGUAUUUGUUUUUGAUAAACCCUGUUAGUCUUGAACUGCUGGCUAAAACUUCUCAUUAAGAACCAUACCGGUACUAUCCCACUUUAUGACACGAUACGGAUAAUGACUGCAAUGAGUGAUGUGUGCACAGAGGAGGAGAAAGAGAAGAAGGGAUAAAGUUGAGCACGGAUAACUCAAACGUAUCAGGGAUGGACAAAUGUGUUUGACAUAUCCAUAAUUUGGGUUAACAGAGAUAGAUAUUAAAGAGAUAUCGGUCAGAGAAUGUCAAACUGUGUAAACUAUCUGUGAUUUAGAGUUUUCUGUGUUUGUGUUAUGCGUGCCCAACUGUUUUUAGGUGCAUGAGUGGAUGAUGUCAUGGAUGGGGAACAAAAAAGGGUAGUCAUUUGGUCUCCUCUUUCUUCUUCCAAAGGCCUUAAAUGUUUUUUGAACUAUGGAAAAUACAUGUAAAUACAGUUUAGCUUGCAUGUAUAGGGAACACACACAUUGCGAACACACACACAGCAAAAAUGCACAUAGUGAUCAGAUAUUCAAGUUCCCAAUUUAAAAAAAAUACAUGUAUAUUCUUUGUAUCAAAAACACGUACGUACAGUGCACAGCAAAAUUCAUGAAAAAAUGUCCAUGUCCUGCAGGUUUUGCUGUGUGCUUAUUAAAUAUUAGACUAUAUUGCAAUGAUUAAAGCUGUGCGUAAUAUUAUUAUCAUACUAUUUCUCCAUUCUUUUGUAUGACUGAGUUUUUAAAAAUGCAUUUUCUCUUUUCCAAGCCAAAGAUAUUGAACAUGUUCUGCAAAUUUAUGCUUCUAGCAUGAUUUUUUAAAGCUUUUGAUUUGUUUUUGGUUUUGUGGCUUCGUAGGACACUCUGUUAUAUCUAUUGAUCUCCUCUCCCUUUCUUCAAUCUCCAUUUUGACUGAUACACAGAUGUACAGACAUGCAUAUCUAUAUAGAUACCAGUCCACAUUCCCGUGCAUAGAUAUAUGCAGGCAGACAUUCUAAAAGAUGUGUAUUUUAAAUACACUCUUUAUUACCGUAACCAUACAUGCACGUCAGUGCCCACAUGCACCUAUAAGUACACAAACAAAUUAAUACAGAUUUGCCCCCCCCCCCCCCCCUCUCUCUCUCUCUCUCUCUCUCUCUCACACACACACACACACAUGGGCACUUUAUGGUAUAAUGCACAAACAUGAGCACAUUAUAUUCAGUUCUCUUGAACAUGUAAAGAAUCCAUUUGUUUGAAAUAGCCUUGGGAAGGACAUUGUUCUUUCCUUGUUCAUAAUGAGUCUCUUUUUAUUAUUACUUUAGAUUAAGUGCACAGUCCCAAUUGAAUUCAUUUGAUUGUGUUGGGGCCAACCGUAAUUUUUCUCCAUAAACAGGCAAACACCACCAUUUUGGCACAAUUUGACAUCUCUAAGUUCAGUUUUGACCUUCAAAAUGAAACAUGUCUGUUUUUCAAAGUCACGAUUUGAAUCACUUAUAUUGUACCAAAGUAGCAGGUUUUGCCCCUCCAUAGGGGAAAAAUCUUAUUGGCCCUGAUACAAUUUUCAUGAAUUCAAUUGACUGGGCGCGCUGGGAAUUAAUAAUUAAGAGCUCGCCUAUGCUUGUAUCCCGUUUUUUUCCCAAGGCUUACCAAGUCAAAAUGAGAAUAUAUUACCAUCUCAUGUGAUGAAAACCGUAAACGAAAAGUUGUUCUCUUUCUUGAAAUGAAAAUCUUGAGUAUGAGAUGAAAGUUUCAAAGUACAGUCGAACCUGUUCAAGAGGACCGCCCAUUGACGAGGAGAAAAAUUGUCAUCUUAGGCAUGUGGUCCUCUUGGGCAGCGUCUUUAUAAUGUAGAACAAAACACAAGGGGGAAGUUUUGGUCGUUUUUACAGAUGAUUGCCUUGGACACGUGACCGUUAAAACAGGUUCGACUGUAUUUCCACUUGAUACGAAACUGAAUGAAAAAAAUGUCAACGAUUUUUUAAAUGAGAAUUAUGUGUACAAGAUGAAAGUUUUGGAGUAUAUGUGCUCGUUUCUUGCAUUUGAAAAUUAGAAUGCAACUUGAAUUAAGUAAGCAAAAAUCCCACAAACCAUGUUGUUCAGUGUAGAUGAUGUCGGUGCUGGCAUUUAAAAAAUCCUUUUACUUACACACUUACAUUGUCAAGACAACUUUGAUGAUCAUCCCAUAAUAUAUUUUAAUCACAAUGCUGGUCUUAUACAUUGAUGAAAACAGCAAGAAAGAAUGGAAGGAAGAGUUAAGGAAAUGGAAAGAGAUGGUAGUUUGUGUGUACAAUGAUGUAUGGUUUCUGUGAGCGUGUUUCUCUGAAGGUAGAAGUGACUGGUGUGGUUUAUAUCUCUCUUACUCCUAGGUAAUCCUGUGUAAAUCUUGCUUAUAUACUAUGCGAUUCCUAAGAAGUAAGAAAUUUGUGAAAGGAUUAUGUGUGUCAUGUGGAUGUAGCUUGAGGUUUUAUAUACGAUACUUGUACAUGAUGUUUAUGUGAAAGGUUAUCUCAAAUAAAUGCGUUGUAUGCACUCAGCACA